Drepanopeziza brunnea f. sp. 'multigermtubi' MB_m1 is the source of this 498-nucleotide messenger RNA. The record is from RefSeq and is a predicted model, not a curated record. Lineage: Eukaryota; Fungi; Ascomycota; Leotiomycetes; Helotiales; Drepanopezizaceae.
AUGCACGCCGCGCCGCGCCGUGGCGAGGAGCACGAGACGAGACGACAUCAAGACUGCCAGACCGCGGGGAGAGCAGACGGAGCAGUCAUCAGACAGAAGCUACAUACAGUCUCCCAUCUCACGAUUGCUCGCGAGCGUUGGGAUGAUCGGGUCGGGCUUCGACCAAGCAGAAUACCUCCCGUUUCUCCUGCUUUCGACGACGACGACGACGACGACGACGACGACGACGACGACGACGACUACCGACUGUACCCGUGGACUCGAUUACGACUCAGCAGCCUCGCCUGGGUGCGACGCGGUGUGCGAGUUGGGGGACGCAACUCGAGAUUCAAGAGGACCGACUACCUAUCCCAUGUCAGCAAUGACUUGGGCGCUGCAGCCGGCUUGUUGCUUGAAAGUACGAGCAGCAGGUACAAGUUACACCAACCAUCAACUCAGCGCUGCGUAUGGCAUGGCAUGGCAUGGCAUGGCAUGGCAUCGCGUCGCUGGGCGCUUUAG